AUGAGUCUCGCGGACCGUAUACCUCUUCUUAAUCUAUCGGAGGAGAGAGACCCAGCCACGAUCACCAGCAUACAGAAAGCGCUGCUUCGGUAUGGCGUCUUUCGCCUCUGGGCGCCGGAUCUCAAGAGCGCCCAUUCUCUCGAGCUACGGAAGAAUGCUGGUGAAUUCUUUCAGCUCCCGCUUGAUGUAAAAGCAAGAACGACAGGAUACACUGCUUUCGACUCGGAACUUGUUCGCGGCGACACUCCUAUUCCGAAAGAAUCGAUCUACUUCUUUCGAGGAGGCGACGUGCAACACAAUCCGCCUCCUUCGGCUCUUUGCGACUCAAUGUUUUGGUUGCGCGAUAAAUGGAAACCGUUGAAAGACACCCUCUUCGCGAGCAUGUCUGAUGAAAUCCUCAAGUCCAGUGUCCCUUUGACCGGGAACCCUCGGCUAGAUACCGAAUCCUUUGGGAUCAAUUUCUACAACCCACGGCAGCUGGACAGUGAAAUAGCCGAGUAUAACCCUGCCCACAUGGAUCCCGGUACGUUGGUGUUAUUGAUUCGGGAUGACAGCACCGAUGAUGGCUUGGAGAUUGCCGAUCUUCUGUCUACAACUAAAUUCGGUAGCAGGGACAUAGGACAAGAGGCGUAUUUCUUUCCUAUCCCUUCAAACCCUGGUGAAGUUCUCGUACUGGUGGGUACUCGGUUGCAACGUCUGUUGGGCAGGGACAAGGUAAGACCAUGCGUUCAUCGAGUUCGCGCUCGUGCUCCAGAAAGGAGACAAGAGGAAGAAGUCAGGUUGAGUUUUACGAUUGCAUGCGCUGCAAGUCCCCCUCCUGAAGUAUAG
Molecule: messenger RNA, 828 nt
Organism: Penicillium brasilianum
Lineage: Eukaryota; Fungi; Ascomycota; Eurotiomycetes; Eurotiales; Aspergillaceae
Source: the annotation of a GenBank genome assembly